Messenger RNA from Microtus oregoni (creeping vole), 324 nucleotides. RefSeq names its product 60S ribosomal protein L30-like. Gene Ontology annotation, cellular component: cytosolic large ribosomal subunit. Bases 1 to 324 code for a protein of 107 amino acids. Lineage: Eukaryota; Metazoa; Chordata; Mammalia; Rodentia; Cricetidae. The record is from RefSeq and is a predicted model, not a curated record. Gene Ontology annotation, molecular function: structural constituent of ribosome; RNA binding. The transcript has a single exon.
AUGGUGGCCGCAAAGAAGAUGAAAAAGUCUCUGGAGUUGGUGAAAAGUGAAAAGUACAUGCUGGUAUACAAACAGACUCUGAAGAUGACCAGACAGGGCAAAGCAAAAUUGGUUAUCCUCGCCAACAACUGCCCCGCUUUGAGGAAAUCCAAAAUAGAAUACUAUGCUUUGUUGGCUAAAACUGGUGUCCGUCACUACAGUGGCAAUAACGUUGAGUUGGGUACAGUGUGUGGAAAACACUACAGAGUAUGCACACUGGCUAUCCUUGACCCAAGUGGUUCCAAUAUUAUUAGAAGCAUGCCAGAACAGACUGGUGAAAGGUAA